Molecule: messenger RNA, 3135 nt
Organism: Dendrobium catenatum
Lineage: Eukaryota; Viridiplantae; Streptophyta; Magnoliopsida; Asparagales; Orchidaceae
Exons: 5
Coding region: 1-3135 (1044 amino acids)
Molecular function (GO): zinc ion binding; catalytic activity; nucleic acid binding
Source: RefSeq, a predicted model, not a curated record
AUGGAUGGCAUUUCUACUACCUUGGAUCAGGCUACGUCCAACUCCAACUUCACUGGUAAGAGUAAUGGUGAUUGUACCAUCACCCACCUCAUGUUUGUUGAUAACCUCCUUAUCUUUGGGAAAGCCACUACCUCCAAUGCUCAAAACCUUAACUCAAUUUUGGAUAAAUUUGCAUCUGUUUCGGGUUUACAUGUUAAUCCUCAGAAAAUCAGAUGUCUUCAUCCGUUUGCCGGCGGUAGUAAUCAGUCCGACGUUAUUCGCAAUGCAAUUCUUAAGCCUCUUGACCAGAGAUCUGUCAGCUUUCGUGGUGUUCUUGGAAAUCAAGAAAAAUCCAGAUUUUCUUCUAAUCUGAAUGUUGAAGAUGAAUCUUUUCCAGGUUUUCAAUCGAAGAGGGAUUUUGAAUCGCUUUCGCCAGAGGUUGAUCUGAAAGUUAAAAAUCGUGAAGGUCCUUGUAUGUCGGAAGUUCAGAAUCAGAAUGUUCAGAAUCUGACGGAUGUUAUUGAUAAAUAUGGAGAUAGUUUUGACGAGGGUAUUAAAUCGAAUGGUAAUGUGAAUCAGGGGAACAAAUUUGAAUCAGCUUGGAAAAGGAUGCAACACAUCAAACUGAAUUUCGAUUCCAAUUCUACACAGCUAACGGAAGAUGGUGUAGCAGUGAAGUUAAAAACUGAUAAGGAAUUAACUAACUCUCAGGUUUUGAAGAAAUCGUUAGUUAUUAAGAUUUUGGGAUGGAAAUUGCCUUUUUCAAUUUGUAGUCAAGAACUCAUAAGGCAGUGGAGUAGGUAUGGUAGUUUCCAUCUAACGACUUUGGGUAAUAAUUGGAUUCUAUGUUUGUUUGCUAAUAUGGAAUCCAUGGAAGAGGUUUUGAAUGGGGGUCCUUGGUACAUUGGUAACCAUAUAAUAGGUAUGGACAGAUGGUCGUCUUCUUUCUCUACUGAUUCGUUAAAAGGAAUCACAUCACCAGUGUGGAUUCGUUUCCCAGGACUGCCUUUGAGCUGUUGGGAUGAGGACAAUAUUCCUAUCAUUGCCUCAAUGAUAGAAACUCCAUUAAUGCUGGAUGGGAACUCAUUCAAAUGGGGAAAGCGGGAAUACGCUAGAUGCUGUGUUCGCAUUGAUUUGGAGAAGAAACUCCCUACUGGUGUUUGGAUAGAGGGUAUUAACGAAAGUUUGUUUCAACGCGUGGAAUAUGAAAAGUUAACAUCUCUUUGUUAUCAAUGUGGUAGAGUUGGUCACAGCAAGGAUGAUUGUCCUGAUUCCAUUACCGUAGUUGACACUGAUAUGAGAAAUCAGGGCUCUAAAGAAAAUGUGAAACAGGUUGAUGAAGCGAAGUCUGAGUAUGUUAAGAAGAAAGAUGAAGAAUAUGGGUCUUGGAUCCAUGGGAUGGUUGUUGAGAAGAUGGAAGAAACUAUUAAUGAAAAUUCUGCAGUCCACGUUGAAUCAACAAAGGAGCCUUUUGCAGCUCAAGUUCAGGAAAUUCCUGUUGUUGUGAAUAAAUUCCAAGUUUUGGACUGUGAAAUAGAGGAAGGAGAGGUUGUUGAAAGGGUUAAUGAGAAGAACUUGAGUAAAUCCAUUGAGUUGGAUUCAGUUGAAGAUGUUGUUACUCCUGGUUCGCAUAAUGCUAUUGCUGAACAGAGAGUUGAUGAGCAGUCGGUAGCUGUGUUAAACUCUAGGAAAUGGGGGGCUAGAAAGAGGGAGGCCUCCUUAUAUCUUAGAGAAAUUGUGAAGGAUUAUAAGGGUUUCUUUGUGGGGCUUACUGAAACUAAGAUUUCUUCUCUUGAUAGUAGUGAAGUGAAUCAAAUCAUUGGCAAUGAUUGGGAUUAUUUCUUUCAUCCCUCAAUUGGCAAUUCAGGUGGUAUUUUAAUCUUGUGGAAGAAGGCUUUUGCUUCUUUUGAAAUGGUUGAUCACUCCUCCCAAGUGGUUAUUAGAAAGCUAAUCACUAAUGCUUUGGGUAAGUGGAAUAUUGCAACGAUAUAUGGUGGAAGAGAUGCUCAAACCCGUAGAUCUCUUUGGAGCACACUAGAAAAUUAUUUGAGUGAUGAAGAUCCUUUUAUAAUAGGAGGGGAUUUCAAUUGUAUCCUUUCUAAAGAGGAUAAAAGGGAUGGAAAGAGAUUCUAUUUAUCUAAGGGCUCCAAAGACUUGAAUAAUUUUAUGAUUAAUAAUGAUUUUCAUGAUAUAGGAUUUGUGGGUCCUAGCUACACUUGGUGUAAUAACAAGAAAGGAAAUUCUAGAAUUUGGGAGAGGCUUGAUAGGUGUCUCUUGAAUUCUAAGGCUAUUCACAAGGUUUCUUUUGUUAAGGUACAUCAUUUACCAAGAGUAGCAUCAAAUCAUGCUCCUAUUUCUAUUAAUCUUGUGGAAAAUCAGAAUCAGAAAUCGGGUUUCAUUAGAUUUGAAGAUACAUGGAAGACUUAUCCAGCUACUUGGAACAUUGUUCUGAAAGCUUGGAAGAAGAUGGAUUACAGUUUGAAUGCAGAAAUUCUACAGAGAAAGCUGAGGAGAGGUAUUAAGGCAUUAUACUACUGGAAUAAGAAUAAGUGUCGAGAUCUACAAUUAUUAAGAGAUGAGCUGAAAAAAGAAAUAUUGUUGUUACAAACUGAAGAAGCUAAUGAAGGAGGUUUAUCGGUGGAAAAAUUGAAGAUGUUGAGGAACAAAGUGCAAGAACUAAAUGUUACAUUGAGUAGACUCUCUACUUCGUGGAACCAAAGAUCCAAAGUUAGAUGGCAGCAGGAAGGAGAUGUAAACUCUAAUGUUUUUCAUCAAUUUGCUUCAGCAAAGAGGAAUGGAAAUAUGAUUUGGCAGGUCAAAGAUGAGAAUGGAAGUAUGGUAGAUGAUUUGGAGAAUAUUGAAACAGUUUUCUACAGAUGUUUUCAGCAAAAAUGGUCAGCCAGAAGUUGUAAACUGACGGAUUGGCCUCCCUGUCCAAAAGUUCUACAAAUUUCCAAAGAGGGUGCUGUUAUGCUAAAUCUGGAUUUCACUAAAGAGGAACUUACAAAAGCUAUAUUCAUGCAAGGUAACAAUAAAUCUCCAGGUUUAGAUGGUAUUACUUUGUCUUUUUUCAAGUUUUAUUGGAAAAUUGUUGAGGAGGAAACUUGGAAAGCUAUUGAUGAUUUCUUUAAAACUGGUGUCAUGUUUGAGGAAUGA